Rhincodon typus (whale shark) is the source of this 3822-nucleotide messenger RNA. Its product is annotated as butyrophilin subfamily 3 member A1-like. The record is from RefSeq and is a predicted model, not a curated record. Lineage: Eukaryota; Metazoa; Chordata; Chondrichthyes; Orectolobiformes; Rhincodontidae. Bases 8 to 1660 code for a protein of 550 amino acids. The transcript has 12 exons. Gene Ontology annotation, molecular function: protein binding.
CCGACGGAUGUUUAAAAGUGAAACUACUGAAGAUUUCGCUGGCCCUGCCCUGGGCCCGUCGUUUCUCUGCUCAAAAGAAAAGAAAUGUGUUGAAAGAAAGAGAGAAAGGAAGGCAAUUGAUGCAGCAGCUAGGCUGGCAAGGACAGGCUUUGGGGCUUCGCUGAAAGUGUUUGGGAGCAUGGAGCAUGCGGCCCUGUGUCUGAUUCUCCUCCUGAGGAUCCAUUCUACACUAGCAGAUGUGUUCCGAGUCACUGGCCCGGAAGCUCCAGUCAUUGCUAUGGUCGGUGGGGUGGCAGUGUUGCAAUGCCAGCUGAUACCAGACAAACCUUCAGUGGGCAUGGAGAUACAGUGGGGUCGCAGCUACUUGGAGCAGUACACACCCAUCCACAGCUACAUCGUUGGGAAGGAUAUAGAGGAGCAGCCGGCUCCGGCAUACCAGGGCAGGACAGAGUUCUAUAAGGAGGAGUUCAACCAGGGGAACAUCUCACUCAGACUGCGAGAUGUCCGGCUGGAGGAUGAAGGCGACUACCUCUGCAUGGUCGAGUUUAAGGGAUUCAUCGAGCAGGCACCCUUGAAGCUGAAGGCCGCCAGUUUUGGCCAGCGCCCUGUGAUACGAUUGGACGGAUACCAGAAAGAUGGAAUUGAGCUGCAAUGUGCUUCGUCUAGCUGGUACCCGCUUCCCAUGAUGCACUGGGAAGACAACGGGGGCAAGAACAUGACAGAGAAGGCAACGAUGACAUCGAUGAAGAACGUAGAUGGCCUAUAUAGUGUCUCGAGCAGCAUCAAGGUCACAGCUGGCUCCAGUGACACCUUCAGGUGUUUAGUGAAGAGCGCCAUCUUGAAGAGAUCACAGCAGAGCAGCCUCCGCAUCCCAGAUGAAUUCUUUCCCAGGAUGUCACGUUUCUUCACCGCCUUCAUCCUGUUUCUCAUUUUGCUCUUUGGAUUACUGGCAGCUGCCGGUUACUAUCAGUACAAACAGCAGAAACAUAUAAAAGAGCUACACAAACGCCCAACAAUCAAAGAGUAUGAAGAGCUAUGCAAUCAAACAAAGGACCUUGAGAACAAUGUUGAGAGUGCUAAUGCUAAUUUAGCUCUGGAGAAGAUUCUUUCCCAAACAGCUGCCGAAAGGGUCAUUGCUGCUGCAGUACCUGUGACCUUUGACCCAGAGACCGCCAACCCCUACCUGAUAAUCUCAGAGGACCAGCUGACCGUGACGUUCAGUGAAAAUUGGCUGGACCUUCCGGAAAGCCCGAAGAGGUUCACCUCCCGGCUCUUUGUGAUCGCGAAAGAAGGGUACAAGAGUGGGAGCCAAUACUGGGAGGUGCUGGUGGGCAACAAGCCUGACUGGGAUCUGGGAGUGGUCGAGAAAUCCAUCUCCAGGAACGAAUGGAUCACACUGAGCCCGGAGAACGGGUAUUGGACCAUCGGGAAGCGGGGUGAUACCUAUGAGGCCUAUGAAGCGAUGCCUGUAGAACUUGAGUACAAGACGAUUGCUCCGAAAAUUGGCAUCUACCUGAACUACGAGGAGGGGACAGUUCGUUUCUAUGAUGCUGACUGCAUGGAGCAAAUCUACAGCUGCACGGCGAAAUUCACAGAGGAAAUCUACCCAUUCUUCAGCCCCUGGGGAUCCCAAGAGGGGAUGACAAUCUGCCCCCUUUAAUUCCCCAUUGUCCAUCCCCGAACAGCCCUUAUCCACGGGGCCUUGGAGAAGAAAGAUGGACAAGAUCGAGAAGGAGCGAAACUAAUUCACUUUUUGCAAAGGGGAAGAGAUUGUGAUAAGUGAUACAGGCAUUGCCAUUUUUAUUUGUACAUGGUUUGCAUGAUACAUCAUGCUCAGUGAAGAGAAUCAACGCUGGCACUUGUGUGGGUGACACAAGUAGUUUGUACACGUUGCUUUUGUUGCCCCGAGCUCUUGUCCCACUCACCCUUCACAGGCCCAUUCCCAUCUUGAAAGUAUUGACUCGAAUGGUGAUGGGCUAGACCAAAAAUCAGUACCAUAAAUCGAAAGUAAUUCUUAAUAAAUCCAAAUGGAGCAAUUGAAAUGAAUAGUAACAUACUUAAGGGGAAGCUGGAUAAACACAUGAGAGUGGCUGAGAUAGUGCAGAUGUAAAAGGAGAUGAUGAUGUACUUCUAAUGACUAGCAAUCUGAUUAAUGCUCUUGGGACACAGGUUUCUAUCCCAGUCUCUGCUUGAGCAAUAAAUGCUCCUUUAUUCAACACUAAUGCAUCUGCUCCUUCUGUAAAGCAGUUAAGUGUCAGUGAAGUUGGUGUUGAAUGUUCAGCUAAACUCAGAUUAAGUUAUGACUAAGGUUAGAAAGAUGGCUUAUUUGAAGCACAGGAAGUGGCAACUCUGCACCUUUUGUGUUGAAUUUCAGCUCUUCUGGGGAUUUCAAUCCAAAAGACAAUUCCUUCCUGCUCCAAAAGCCAAUGGUUCUGAAACCGAGACCUUUCAUUCAAUUUAUGUCAACUUUUGAUGCCCCAGUCUCUCUCUCUCUGCCAUCUUGGCCAUUAGCCCAAUCUGCUCCUCAUCCCUACCCUGUAAUUCUAGAGGAUUCAGAUGUGAUGGACAAUUAGUUUAACCAUUUGUCAUAUGAUCUUGCUGAACUACAUAAACCGUGACAGUAUUAGUUCCGUGCUCUUAUCUACUAAAAGCACUCACUAUUCCAGGCAACAUUCCCUCUUAGCCAACUGCUGUCCCUUGGUGACACCAUCCAUCAAGAGAAUUAGCUCUCUUCCUUAACACUGACCACACCCAGCUCUACCUCAAUGCCCAGCACUCUCGACCCUCCUACAAUGUUAAAUUAUCAGGCAGCUGGCUGAACUUCCAGUACUGGGUGAACAAGAACAUUCUCUCCAAUUAAAUAUUGGGAAGACCAAACCCGUUGUUUUCAGUUCCACUCCAAACACAGUUCCUGAGUUACCAGCUCCUUCUGUCACCUUGACGACAGUCUCGGAUAAUGCCAGUCUGCUCACAAUUUGACCUGAAGGUGAGAUUCCAAGCAACUCUCACCAAGGCUGCCUAAUUCCACCUCACUCUGUUUUUCACUACAGGGCCAGGAAUCAUGAAGUCAAACAUAACAUCAAAUUGGCUUCCUCUCAAAGUCUUGCGAGGGUAAUGGACAUAGUCAGUCACUGGGAUAAAAUCCCCUGAUUCCACACUCAUCUCAGCUUAUCUGCUGUUGAAACCUUCAUCCUCACAGUGGUGUCCUCUGGGCUCGAUUAUUUCAGUGCACUCCUGGCUAGUUCCCCCACGUUCUAUGCUUCAUUAACCUGAGGUUGACCACAAAACUGCAAAGGGUCCUUUACUUGCAGUAAAUCCCGUUGUCCCCUUGCCCCAGUUCUUGCUGACCUGCAUUGACUCCCAGGUUUUAAAAUUCUCAUCAUUGUUUUCAGAUCCCUCCAUCUCCCACCAACCCUUUCCAUCUCUACAUGGUCCCUCAGCUCCGUGAACCCCCCCUCAACCCCCCACAAGAUGUCUUUGUUCCUCUUAUUCUGGCCUCUUGAAAGAUGAUAGUGCUUUUAAUUGCGUCAUCAUUCGGGAUCAUGCAAUCAGAAGUCGUGGUCUCUCUUCCACCUCUAACCCCUCUGCCACAUUUUCAAAAAUCAAGACACCUCUUAAAAUCCUGCUGACUGAACGAAUGACCAUCUGACAUCACCACCCAGAUGUGCUAAAUGCUGAAGUUUGUACAUUUGCAGUCCUGUGAAGUGCCUUUUGAUCUUUUAUUACAUAAAAGAUGUUAUAUAAAUUUGAUUAUUUUAAUCAUUGUGUUCUUUUAAGGACUACGCUGCAUAUUUUUUAUUAAAACAGAAAUGAAUUUCCACA